Molecule: messenger RNA, 3394 nt
Organism: Cinclus cinclus
Lineage: Eukaryota; Metazoa; Chordata; Aves; Passeriformes; Cinclidae
Gene: NADK
Product: NAD kinase
Exons: 10
Coding region: 1678-2805 (375 amino acids)
Biological process (GO): NADP+ biosynthetic process; NAD+ metabolic process
Molecular function (GO): NAD+ kinase activity
Source: RefSeq, a predicted model, not a curated record
CUCAUCCCAGCAGUGGCACUGUGCUCCUUCUGUGGCAAAGAAAACCACUUUGCUUUUCUACUGAUUCCACUUUUUGCACCCUCUAAUCAGCGCUGUUUGUAUUUUACCUGAUAUUUAGAGGUUUUCAUAUUGCUUGAUUACCAUCCUGGGGUCAGGUUUGCCAAGUUGACGUGGCCUGCAGUCCAUAGUUUGGUGUCUAAAAUGGCAACUCUCGUAUUUCCAACUCAAUAAAAAUUCUUCUGGGCACCACAAGGGGAGGAACUGUGUGAUGUGAAAGCUGAGGGAGGCCUUCUUCCUCCCUUGGUGAUGAUGUCUGAAUCUGUGCUUUCAGUUUUUGUGUUUGGUCUCUGGCACUUUCAGUUAAAGCAAGUUUGCUUUUGGACUGUUGAUAAAUGUGGAGGUAGGGGCAGAUUUCUACUUAGUGGGAAAAAAAUAAACAUUUUAAUUUUGUAGGUUGUGUGGCUUAAAGUGUUGCUUUCUGCACCAGGUGUUAUAUACUUAAUAAAUGGAGUCUUGACUUGGGCAGGAGGAAUUCUAGGGUUUAACCAAGGAAGUGGUCCCUAUUUUUGGGGGGCCCUGGCACAGAGAAGCUGUGGCUGCCCCACUUGGAAGUGUCCAAGACCAGGUUGGAUGUGGCCUGGAGCCACCUGAGAUGGUGGAAGGUGAGACUGGAUGGGCUUUAAGGCCCUUCCAACACAAACCGUUCCGUGAUUUUUACCCCUUUAAAAAAGUUUUAUUUAAUUGUUCUUCCAGUUAGCUCUAAGAUAUUGCAGUCAAUAUUUAUUUGCCUAAAUGUCUACCUCUGUAGACUGUAACCUUCCUGCUGAUAUCCAACCAUUUUCUGGGAAAGUGUAACACCAGUCCCUCCCUUUGGCAACUCAGAGCUUCCUCAUUCUCCCCUGCUGCUGUAAAGAGCCCUGGGGUGCUGCAGAGCAGCUGAAAGCCAGCCGAGAUUGUAUUUAGCCACCUGACCCGGGGAAUUGCUCCUCCCAGGGGCUGGCCUGGACCACGGAUAUAAGGACAGGGACAGGAUUGUGCCAGGGAAAAUCUUGGCCAGGCAGGGCAGGGAGCAGAGCUGCCCCCAGGCUGCUGAAGGCAAGGACUGUUUGAAAAGCAAAUUGUAAAUUACUUUUACUACACACCAGCUUUUGUGGGUUUUAAAAACAAGCAAAACCUUGUUGGUGUUUUUUCCCCUCUGCCGUGGGUAUUUUAUUAAAUUCUCCUCACUGGAGGAAUUGUUUUUAACAGAAAAUUGUAGUUUUUAUGUGCAGGCUGAAGUUAGGGAAGGUUGGAUGUCUCUUUCAAUACAACCAGCAGCUUUAGAAGUUGCAAACCUGCUUUUUGAUGAGCAGAUGAAUUGAAUGAAUGAAUACUCAGUGAAAAAAGGAUCAGGAGCUUGUGCUCUUGAGGGAAGGGGAAAUCAAAUACCUGUUUAUUUUUCUUGAAAUGGGGUUUUCUUUAUGAAACUUUGCCUCGAAGAUCUGGAAUGCAAGUUUUACAAAGGAUUUUUUUGUAAAGCCUCAACUUUUUAUCAGAACUGACUGAAAUCUUCAAUGGAAGAAGAAGAUUCAGGGAAAAAUGUAUUCUUCUGAGGUUGCAGUUAUUAAUAAGUGAUAAAAGCCUCAGCCUUUUAUUUUAUUUGGAGCUGUUGCAUUUGCCUGAGCACUGGAAAGAAACAUGAAGAUCUUAAAGCAAGUUGUGAAUAACUUUUCAUUCAGUAGAACUGCAUGGAAUUGGCACAUUCAGGAUCCAGCAAGCCAGCGGUUGACAUGGAACAAACCUCCCAAGAGUGUCCUUGUGAUUAAGAAGAUCCGUGAUGCCAGUCUGCUGCAGCCCUUCAAAGAGCUCUGUGUGUACCUCACUGAGGAGAACAAUAUGAUAGUGUAUGUAGAAAAAAAAGUAUUGGAAGACCCUGCUAUAGCUAAUGAUGAGCAUUUUGGACCAGUGAAGAAGAAAUUUUGCACCUUUAGAGAAGACUAUGAUGAUAUCUCCAAUCAGAUAGACUUUAUCAUAUGCCUGGGAGGAGAUGGGACCUUACUUUAUGCUUCUUCACUUUUCCAGGGUAGUGUACCUCCAGUUAUGGCUUUUCAUCUGGGAUCCCUUGGAUUUCUUACUCCAUUUAAUUUUGAGAAUUUUCAGUCCCAAGUCACUCAGGUUAUAGAAGGCAAUGCAGCCCUUGUUCUCAGGAGCAGGCUCAAGGUGAAGGUGGUGAAGGAGCACAGGGAAAAAACCCCAGUGCGGAAUGGGAUAGAGGAAAACGGAGUGGUGCCUGCAAACCUGGAGAAAGAAGGGGGCAAGCAAAUUAUGCAAUAUCAGGUUCUCAAUGAAGUUGUGGUGGAUCGUGGCCCUUCCUCCUACCUGUCCAACGUGGAUGUGUUUCUGGAUGGACACCUGAUAACCACAGUGCAAGGAGAUGGGGUGAUUGUGUCCACGCCGACCGGCAGCACCGCGUACGCCGCCGCGGCCGGAGCCUCCAUGAUCCACCCCAACGUCCCUGCCAUCAUGAUCACCCCCAUCUGCCCCCACUCCCUGUCCUUCAGACCCAUUGUGGUUCCUGCUGGAGUGGAACUCAAGAUUAUGCUCUCCCCAGAUGCCAGGAACACGGCGUGGGUUUCAUUUGAUGGAAGGAAGAGGCAGGAAAUAUGCCAUGGAGACAGUAUCAGCAUCACUACCUCUUGCUACCCCCUGCCCUCCAUCUGCUUCCGGGACCCCGUGAGCGACUGGUUCGAGAGCUUGGCCGAGUGCCUGCACUGGAACGUCCGCAAGAAGCAGAACAACUUCGCGGUGGAGGAGGAGGAGUUCUGAGAGCCCACACCCAGCAGGGCUCCCGGCAGUGCGGUGUGGCACAGUCCCUCCCCUCUGCUUGGAUUUUGGAGCUCUCGGUGCCGGCACCGCCCCGGUGGUUUAAAUCCCUGGCACGCUGUGGCUGGGAAGGGUUGUGCUCCUUCCUGGCCACCGAGAACGGGGGUGGAAGGCUCUGAUGAUUCUAAGCCAGUGUGAAUUUCCUUCCAAAUGAUCAGUCUGAGAGUGGAUGAUUCCUGAUUGCUAUCAAAAACCACAUCUGCGGAUUUGAUUGUAACCUCUGACUUACCAGUUCCAUGGUAUGCUGAAUGUAGCUACACCAGGGAAAAGUGGCAGCAGAAAAGUGGCAUUAAAAUCCCUUUCAUUUGGUAGGUUUGUAAAUCCAUUUAACACUGCUAGCAACAGAAAAGGUCUGAGAAAUUUUCUUUAAGAAAAAAAGAAAAAAAACUCCUCAUUAUUAUCUUAAAUACGCCCUGCCCAGAAAAUACUUUCUUACUUGCAGGUGUGACACGCUGAAGAAACACCCACAAAGGAUGUUUUUUAUUAAUAGAUGGAAUUAGUAAUAAAAAGUAUAUAUUUUUUAUAUAUACAA